This is a messenger RNA of Mercenaria mercenaria, 3820 nucleotides long. RefSeq lists its product as uncharacterized. The record is from RefSeq and is a predicted model, not a curated record. The transcript has 12 exons. Gene Ontology annotation, biological process: signal transduction. NCBI's taxonomy places the organism in Eukaryota, Metazoa, Mollusca, Bivalvia, Venerida, Veneridae. Bases 210 to 2189 code for a protein of 659 amino acids.
AAAGUUAACAUUUGCAGUUGUGAACAAUUGUGACAUAUAGCUAUAAAAUGAAUGAGGCCCACUGAAAAACGGACUUAAUUUGAUGUGUCAAUAUUUAUUUCUCUUUGAAAAUAUUUAUUUAGUAUUAAAUAAUUAAUCACUUUAGUUGUCAAAAGUUUGUAGUAGGUGAAAGAGAAUUAACUCUUGCCGGAUAUUUGUUUAGAGGCAACAUGACAAGUCUCAUACUUCCGGCAACACCUUCGCUGCUACAUCAUCAUCCGGACCACCGUUUCCAAAGUUACUGCCAAAAGGCGCGAAACGAUGAACUGUCACUGGAAAAUCUUGGUAUCCGUAGAAACGACAGGCUGAAGAGCGCGUUACAAGAUCUAGAACAUUGUAAGAGGUACCUAGAAAACCCAGAAAAUCGCCAGCUCAAAUAUUUUGGACACAUCAACAGAAAAUUGUACGAUAAAAUGAUAAAUAUCUAUAUUCAACAUACAGACGCGAACGAAAGAACAAUCCUUGGAAAUAAACUGUCAAGGAUCGGGCUGGUUGACACUUUGACUGAGUUCUAUGAUUUUGUAAGGAAUACAAUCGGCAUGCACGGCUUGACAGACGCACGUGUAAAAGGAACUGAAGAUGAAGGAAUCCGACUUCUGCUCACCAUUCGAAGAGUACUGUACACAUUUUCAAAAUUUAGUGAGAAUGUGGUCAAAAGUUUGUCAGAGACCGACUUGCAUAGAGCGCUUCUAGAAGAUCUCCAGAGUUUAACUAAACAAGAACUGCUUCAACUUGAGCUGCUUGAUCUGGAAAACGAGGAAGUAUUCGUGUUUAGCUCCGCCAUGAAUAUUCUGUACGAAUGUGUCAGACACCCCCACACAAAGAGGAACAUGUUCAGACAAUCGGGAAUAUUGAAAACAUUGUCAUUGUUUCUCUGCAGCAAAAACCCUCAGUUCAGAUUAAGGACAGUUCUAGUAUUAGCGUAUGUAUUGACAGAGGACAAAAAGGUCUGUUCGGAAAUACCAUUUGACCUAUUUGAUUUUCUAAUGGAUGCCAUUAACGAGGCGCAACAAGCCAAGGACAGGCUUAUAUAUGGAUUUAGCAUUAAUGAACUUCUAGACGGUUUAACUGCAAUACAGUUUUGUUUUCCCGAUAAAUCGCAUUUUAUGAAUAAACGUCCGUUGCCUGUGAUCAAUGGUCUAUUAGAGAGCGCUGACCAGUCAGAUGUUCUUGCAGCGUUGAAGCUAGUCUGGGAGAUUUCAUUUUGUGAGCAAAGUCGGCGAACUAUGCAGGAAAAUGAAGAUUUGAUGGAUAUUCUGGAAGACCUAAGACUGUCGAAUAAUCCAGCGUUACGAUCUGUUGUCAAGAAAACAUUAUUUGUAUUAACUGAACAAGGAAAGCGUGUAAAACGCACAGCGCGAAAGGAUUUGUUGAGACAACACACUAUGCUGAGUUACAACAAGAGCGAUCAGAAAGUAGUUCUACAGGUAUAUCAUGCACUAAGAUCCGCCGGGUUACCCGUAUGGAUCGAUGUAGCAGAGGUCAACAAAUACACUAAUAGCCUGGAAGGAGUUCUCCGCGCUAUCGAACAGGCAAAUAUUGUUGUCGUCUGCUUCUCGGAAAGUUACGCCUGCGACCAGAGUUGUAGAAUGGAGGCAGAGUACGCAUUUGCUUUGAAGAAGCGUAUCAUUCCGUUGAAGUUACAGAGCGGAUAUGAACCACGUGGAUGGCUGACGUCAGUGAUUGGAUCAAGGUUUUACCAGACACUGACACGUGACAGAUCAUUUGAAAAGCAAAUGAGCAACUUACGGGACUAUAUUCAAGGAGUUGGUGCUACUAUGACAUCUGAUGCCCCGGUCAGUCGGGCUGUUUCUCGAGGAUACAUGUCGAGGGGUCCGCCUAGUGCAAUCUCACGAGCUAUUUCUCGAGUUAGCACGCGGGGGCAGUCAUGUUGUCCUGUAUAUGAGAAGAAAGUCCAGCAGUGGGAUGCAGACGACAUUAUUCUGUGGGCUACACAAUUUAAGCUUGAGGGCCGGGCGUGGAGGGUCGUAAGCAAGCUGACUGUGCAGCAGAUAUUGCAUAUCUACACCGUCUGGAGAAAGACCCCAGAUUAUUUUUACCGCUGGGUGGAAUCAGUUAUCGGCCUUGGCAGUGUAGAGGACUUGAUGCGAUUUCGUAAUGCAGUAAGAUCGCUGAAAGAUUAUAUCUGAAGGAUACGCCUUUGACCUCAUCUACCAUUAUGGAGACAUUUCGGUCGAGACACCAAGAGAAGAGCCUGGUGAUCGACACUGCGUUCAUGUGAGCUUCAGAUGGUUUGUGGGCUAUGCCAAUCCUCCAUGCAACGUACAAUAAAGUGAAAGAAGAGCAAUUCGUGUUAUCAUAAAAUAGCGUGAACUAUAACCUAAACCGCUGCAUUUAAGAGUUACAACAAGUUUGUUUUAAAGCAGUUUACUCUGUGAGCUUGUAUUUGACUCCAGGACCAGUGGAUUUUGCCUGAUCUGGUGUCUCCGAGGAGCCAGCGAAGGGUGGAGUCCGUGCGAGCCGAAUAUAAGAGUCCAGGCCAAGCUUAUGUUGUAAUGACAAUUUUAUUAUAUACCUCCUUGUACUAGGGAGUUAAUGUACUUUAGAAAAUACAGACCACAUUGUAACGUUACAUUUAAAAUGGGCUUUUUCAUUUACUACGCCUAUCAAACGUUUUGACGUCAUAAUUGUUUAUACGCGCUGGUAUCUCACGUUCUGUUUAAGGCAUCGCCUACAGUGGCGACCAUUUGACUCAAAAUUUUACAUGCAAAUUUUCAUAAAAAUUAAAGAUGAUUAAGUGGUAACAAUAAAGUAAAUGCCUUUAUUCGAUAUUUUUCUAUGACAAGAUUUUGUAAUUUUACGUGCAGUCAAACUCAAUAUAUAUUCAAUACAUUUCAAAGAUAAUUACAGCCAAUUGUAAAGCAGACUGUGAAGAAUAAAGUCUUCAGAAAUUAUUUUGAAAUUUUACCUGAUUACUGAAUUAUACACAAAAAUCCCAACACCAUCAAUUUAUCCAAUUUGUGUUAUCUGUUCACACAUAAUUUACAUGUAUAUAAACAGGUGAUAUUAUAGGAUUAUGUAUAUGUUUACCUGGCUACCUGUGGUCAGUAAUGCAUGUACAAACAACAUUUUAAAUUAAAUUUACAUGGGUUUGUCUUUUUGUGUCUAAUGCAAUAACCAGGAACAAUUUUGACAAAAAUCCAUAAGAGUUUGCAGUAUACAUAUUAUACUAUGAAAUUAACUAAAUUUUGUCUUUGUAAUAUUUUUUAUAUUGGAGUUUGACUGCACAUAAAAUUUCAAUAUUUUGGGGUAAACUUUCGGUCUAAACGAGACUCUAACAUUUUACAAAUGGCAUAUGUACUAUAAAUCAUUAUAUGCUUCUUAUGUUGAUGAUAAUUUGACCAGCUGUUAAGGCUUUAGUGCAAUUUUCAAGAGAAAAAUACUCUGCCUGAAAAUAUGAACUGAUACCGAGUUGCGACUGUGGCGAUGCCUUAAAUUAAUUGAUCAAAAGCGUAAUAAAAUGGUGAAAAUGAAUAAAAAGAAAAUGUAAUUAUCAAGACUUUAAAAUUAUGUAUUAGAAAGGGCCGUGGUGGAGAAUCUGUAAGGCCUGCUUUUCUUUUUUAAAAGUGUUUUCAUCAUUUUAUACUAGAUCUACCUAUGGAAACAUCAAUAUCAACGAAAAAAGUCCGGAUACACGCAUGAUACGGGCUUUGAGUUACAACAAAGUAAAAUACGGAAUUUUGUUUUCUGCCAGUUCGUAUUUAUAAGCCAUAUUUCUUACAGAAUUUAUAUAGGUUUAUAAUAAACUGUAUAAUGUUUA